Chroicocephalus ridibundus (black-headed gull) is the source of this 6630-nucleotide messenger RNA. RefSeq names its product RAP1 GTPase activating protein 2 (gene RAP1GAP2). Gene Ontology annotation, molecular function: GTPase activator activity. The record is from RefSeq and is a predicted model, not a curated record. Gene Ontology annotation, cellular component: cytoplasm; plasma membrane. Bases 465 to 2603 code for a protein of 712 amino acids. Lineage: Eukaryota; Metazoa; Chordata; Aves; Charadriiformes; Laridae. The transcript is spliced from 26 exons. Gene Ontology annotation, biological process: regulation of small GTPase mediated signal transduction; activation of GTPase activity.
CCCCCUCACCUUCCCGGCCCGUGCCCCCGGGUUCCCUCCCGGUGCCGGAGGGGGCGGGAGCGCGCAGGAGCCGCCGCAGCCGCCCCAGCCCCCGCGGGGCCGGUGUGCGUGUCCGAGCUCCGGCGCUGCCGCCGGGCCGGGUGGCAGGGGGGGUUUGCCGGUGGGGGUCCCCCCCUUCCCCCGCGGGACUCCCCGCGGCCCCGCCCGCCCUGCGGCAGCGCUCCCCGCCCGCACCGGCCCCGGCCCCGCCACCGGCGCCGGGAUGGCCUCGGGUAAGGCGGCGGGCGAGCGGCGCUGGGAGCUGGUGCGCUGUCUUUCUCGCUGUUAUUUUUAGGUACGUGAGAGAAGGCCGGUUUCGGAUCGAGGAGAGGACGCUGACGGCUUUCCAGUGGUUGUACUCGCCCCACCAGCACCGCAUCGUCAGCCGGGCAGACCUGAGCUCGCCCAGCAGGAUCGACAAGACGAUGCUCGCCAGCCUGAAGAUCAAGAAACAGGAGCUGCUGAACAGCACGGAUGUGACCGUCCCGGACCGGCCGCUGUCCCCCCCCCUCACCGCCCCGCCGACCAUGAAGUCUGCAGAAUUCUUCGAAAUGCUGGAAAAAAUGCAGGCACCAAAACUUGAAGAACAGAGGACUGGAAGCCAAAAACAUAAGGAAGACUACAUCCCGUACCCCAGCAUCGAUGAGAUCCUAGAGAAGGGCAGCCCCUACCCGCUGAUCAUCCUGCCCCAGUUCGGGGGAUACUGGAUUGAAGACCCGGAGAACCUCGGCACGCCCACCUCAUCUGACAGCAGCAUCUGCGAGGAGGAGGAGGAGAACCUCAGCCCCAGCACCUACGGCUACAGGCUGGAGUGCAAAGGAGAGGCCAGAGCCUACAGGAAGCAUUUCCUGGGGAAGGAUCAUUUAAAUUUUUAUUGUACAGCCAGCAGCCUAGGAAAUCUGAUUCUUUCUAUUAAGUGUGAGGAGGCAGAUGGCACGGAAUAUUUAAGGAUUAUACUCAGGUCCAAAGUGAAGACGUUGCAUGAAAGGAUCCCCCUGGCAGGAUUUAGCAAGCUCCCCAGCAUCCCCCAGAUUGCAAAGGCCUUCUGCGACGAUGCCUCCGGGCUGAAGUUCAACCCGGUUCUGUACCCCAAGGCUUCCCAGAUGAUAGUGUCUUAUGAUGAACAUGAGGUCAACAACACGUUCAAGUUUGGGGUGAUCUAUCAGAAGUUCAGGCAGACCCAAGAGGAGGAGUUGUUUGGCAAUAAUGAAGAGAGCACUGCCUUCAAGAACUUCUUAAGCUUUCUGGGAGACACCAUAACGCUCCAGGACUUCAAAGGUUUUCGAGGAGGUCUGGAUGUCAGCCACGGGCAGACGGGAGCAGAGUCUGUGUACACGGUGUUCAGGGACAGGGAGAUAAUGUUUCACGUCUCCACAAAGCUGCCUUUUACAGAAGGAGACACACAACAACUCCAGCGGAAGAGGCACAUCGGCAAUGACAUUGUGGCCAUUAUCUUCCAAGAAGAGAACACGCCGUUUGUCCCAGACAUGAUCGCCUCCAACUUCUUGCACGCCUACAUUGUGGUGCAGGUGGAGAACCCCGAGGCAGACAACGCAGCGUACAAGGUGUCCGUCACGGCCCGGGAAGACGUCCCCUCCUUCGGCCCACCCCUGCCCAGCCCGCCAGUGUUCCAGAAAAGCCCCGAGUUCCGGGAGUUCCUGCUCACCAAGCUCAUCAACGCCGAGAACGCCUGCUGCAAGUCCGACAAGUUUGCCAAGCUGGAGGACCGAACACGGGCUGCCUUGUUGGACAACCUUCAUGACGAGCUCCACAGCCACACGCAGACCAUGCUGGGGCUGGGGCCCGAGGAGGACAAGCUGGAGAACGGGGGUCACGGAGGCUUUCUGGAGUCUUUCAAGAGAGCCAUCCGGGUGCGCAGCCACUCCAUGGAGACGAUGGUGGGCAGCCAGAAGAAGCACCACGGCGGCGGCAUCCCGGGCAGCCUCAGCGGGGGCAUCGCACACAACAGCAGCGAGGUGACCAAGACCACCUUCUCGCCCCCUGUACCAGCAGCUGCUGCCAAGAACCAGUCCAGGAGCCCCAUCAAGCGCCGUUCGGGGCUGUUCCCUCGCCUGCACACGGGCUCUGAGAGCCAGGCGGAGAGCAGGACCAGGUGUGACAGCGUUUCUGGAGCCCAGAAGACACCAGAUUUGGGACAUUCUUCUCAAGAGAUGAAAUCUGAAACCUCCUCCAACCCCAGCUCCCCUGAAAUAUGCCCCAACAAGGACAGGCCCUUCAUUAAGCUGAAAGAGAAUGGGAGGUCAAACAUCUCCCGUUCCUCCUCGAGCACCAGCAGCUUCAGCAGCACGGCGGGGGAGAGCGAGACCCUGGAGGAGUACGACAGCGUGGGAAGCCAGCCGUCCACGGCGUCGCCGUUCAAGCAGGACGUCUUUGUCUACGGCGCCUCGCCCGGCAGUGAGAGCCCGAGCAUGGGGGCCACAGCCACCCCCGUCAUCAUGAGCAGGAGCCCCACAGCAGAUAUAAAGAACAGAAACUCUCCGAGGUCAAACCUGAAGUUUCGCUUCGACAAGCUCAGCCACGGCAGCUCCAGCACGAGCCACUAGCAGGAAGAAGUCGUCAUGAACUUGUAAAAGAGAAUUUUUGUUUCAACAAAGGGAAAACUCUUCAACACCCCGUGGGAAGAUGCGUGCCCCGGCCGUGGCGGCGGGGGGCCCUCCCUUCCCGGCUGCAUCCCCGUGCCGGGACGGAGCUCCCACCUUGCCGCCAUCUCUGCCCCGACAGGGACCCCGCCGCCUUCCCACCGGGUGAACCCCUCGCAGCAAACACCCCCGCGCCCCGCACCCUUCUCUGCGCCGUGGGAGGAGACGUGGCUCUGACCGCCUGGCACACGUGUGUGGCCGGAGGCUGUGUCCCCUCCACGCUGCCGUGUCCCCUCCGCGCUGCCGUGCCGUGCUGCGUCACCCCGCGGGUGCCCGUGCGUGCUGCGGUGCUGGGUGCUGGGCGGGCGCCGUCCAUCUCCUCCUGGGCAGGGGGGAAGCAGGACGGACCCUGGCGCGGUUCGGGUGCCUCCCUGCUUUAUGUGCAAGUUACUAGUGGGGAAACAGGGGUCUUGUGUUUGUUUUUUGGAAGGGUCGGUGGUCAGGGCAAGAUUCCGUGUUUGCUUGGCUGCGGGGCAGUUCCGCUGCCCCAGUGUUUCUGUCGCUCUUCGCUGUUUGGAGGCAACGGGGCAAAUCCUGCCCCGCGGCCCUUGCCGGCAUGGCGGGGGCUGCAGCAGCCCUCCCGCCGCCCCCGCUGCCUCCCCUCCAGCUCGUCCCCCGCUGCGAACCUCCGGGGCAGAUGCAGCCCCUCACUCCUUGCUCACUCGGCUUCUGGCAGGAGAGGAGGGUGAGGGCACCGGUCCCAGGGGGGCAGAGCCGGUGACCGGGGCCGACUCACCCUCCCGCAGCAGCCCGGGAAUUGGUUUAUGUGGACUCCCCGCUUUUUCCCUGCCUGAAACUCUGAGCGCAGGUCCUGGGAAAGAUUAACCAAAGCUAAAGCUGUAGUGUAUCGAAAUACCAGAACAGGGACUCGGCUCUGCUUUACCCUGUGGGCUGGAUCGCUGGGGGAGCAAAUGCAGGACACGGCAGUGAUUUGGGUGGCAUUAGGCUGCUCCGCCCCUCGCAGAAUCUGUCCCGCUGCUUUUCAGUCUGCUUUUGUUUGUUUUGAAAGACGAGGAUUAUGAAUUCUGCAAGGUGAUUUCCCUGUCGUGACCUUUAUCCAAAAAAUACCUCUCUCAACAUGCCAAGAAACGCUUUUGCUCUUUUAAUGGAAUUUUCUCUAAAGUUUACUGAAGUCUGUCCAUGAAUUUCACGUUGCUCAUAGGUUUCCCGUGUCAGGUUUUGGAAAGACACGCUGCAAUGCUGCAGAGAUGCUCCCUCCCCCAUACCACGAUCUGUGACCUGUGCAACCUCCCCUCCAUGAAACAAGGUUCUCAAUCUCUAGUGGAAGCAAUUCUUUGGGUUCGUGAUUCCUAAUGAAAGCAGAGCUGUGAGUGCCAAAGUUAACUUCCCACGGUUGGAGCCGCGAGGGCACCAAAGGGCCCGGCAGCUGGUGUCAGGAGGUGCGGGCAGAAUCGCACCCAGAAGCAUGUGCGGGGCGGUCCCGGGGGGGCUGCGGCUGCUCCCCGGGGAAGCUCCUUGCCCCUGGAGGGAAAGGGCUCGUAGAAGCCAACCAUCGCCUCCCCACCGCCCCUGGGCCAGAGCAGAGCCAAGGCAAACCCAACCGGCUCCGCUCUGGGGGGCUGCCUGGUCCUGACGCCCUCGGGUUCAUACAGGUGCUCCCGCCUGCGCGUGUAACUUCUCCAUUGGAAAGGAAAAGGCUGUAGCCCUAACGGGAGAUGAACCGGAUGAAAGGAGGAAAAGACGUUGUGGGAAAGGUGAGCAGUUUCACAAGCGCCAGGUGCACUGUGUAGGACUAGGAAAUACCACUAACCACCCGUGGGGACGCUCCCUCCUGCUUUCCGUGAGUUGCAUUUAAAUAGAGUUUCAAUCUUAAGGCUUUCUUUGAAAGAGGAAGGGCACGGUGUGCUUAGCCCGGUCCUUAGCUAGCUCUAGAUGUUCUCAGGUUCCACAUACUUUGCUGUUCAGCACUUCUGUCGAUGAUGCUUCAGUAGCACUUUCAACCCCAUCCCCGCUUCCUCCUCUUAGAAGCUUUUGCUCUGGUUUUCUUACGCCGCACAGAGAAAUACUGACUGGUGCAACGACUUGCUUUGAGGGUCUGCUCCUGGCUCGGCUUGCUUUCCCUGAGAAGUCGCUUGAUUCUAUAGACGUUGUCAUUCGCAUGGGUGUUGAUCUCCGUGAGAUCUUUCAGCAGAAGAUGCAGUGGCUACUGUCAGCUGGGGUGUCAUUUUCGGUGUUGCCUUUUUUUUUUUUUUUUUUUUUUUUUUCUUCUCUCACUUGAAACCGUGACUUUGCUUUUUGACCUAGGUUGAUUUGUAGAAUUAUUUGAAUGGCAUUAAGAGGCAGGCAGGACACGUGUGUCGCUUCAGGGAGAGCGAUGCCACGCGUUGGGAUGUGUGUCUGCCCGCGCCAGCCUGGGCGAAGGAGCCGAGGCUGGCAGAGGGUUUGCCAGCGGCUCCUCCAUCCUCUGGGACGUUUCCAGCAGCGCUCCUCACGCUGGGUCGUGAAAUCCCACCCACUGCAGCAUCCUAAAUAGCAACUGGGCUUUUGAAGCUCCUGUCCCAGCCAGGCUGUAGCGUGGUUUCUGCCCGCGCUGCCUUGCGCCGUGUGUGCCGUACCCCUUUCAGCCCCCAAACUGUCCCCAGCUGUCCCCUCCGGCACUGGGGAGGGACCAGCACCGGUGGCCUGAAACCUCGGAGGCAUUUCCACUUCCAGCAGCGGGUGAAGGUGUCCCUGUAUCUGUAUAUAUACUGCAAAAUGUUUUGUGCUUGUAAGUGACACAUAUGCACAUAUAUAUACAUAUAUAAAAGGGAUUUUUAUAUAUAUAUAAAAAAGAAAGGAUCCUUAACUGACACUAAAAUUACUGGGCAGUGCAUUUUUCUUUCUGAUCCCCACCGUUUCCACGCACAGAACAUGUACCACUCUCCAAGUGAUUUGCACAGGGAGCCGAGGGGGCUUGGAAACACGGCUGGGGGGGAAUGGGGGAGCCCCUGGCUGCAUGGGGGGGUUCUCUCCUCUCCCGGGGUUUGCCCCCCUUCUCCCCAGGGUUUGCUUGCUCCUGCUGCACCCGGCUGAUGCCCGGCUCGGACCCGUCCCUGACCUUGGUGUGCGGCAGAGGCAGGUCCCCGUCCCUGUGUCCUGGCAGUGGAGCCGGGGGGGCCCUGCUCCCCCUGCUGCGGCCCCGGCGAUGCAGUCCUGGGGACUGGGGUGCGGAGCUGCUGCUCCCUCCGGGCUGCCAUUCCGGAAAGCACUGGGGCAUGUACUUGCGCCCUCCCGAACCCCCCCGGAGUCAAGCACAGGGUUACACCGAAGCACAACGCGACAGUGCUUUUGUUUCUGAGCGGGAAGGGGGAUCCUAAGCACAAACUCCGUUUCUUCCCAGAGUUUUGAGGGUCUUCAGGAACGGCAGGUGAAGGAGCCAGGGCGCGCCGCUGGCACGGAUGGGUUGUUAACCCAGGUUGAGGUUUCUGGGCUGUUUUCGGCUCGGCUGCCGGAGGUGCUCCGCGCCGAGAGCCGCUGCCAGACCCCGUCGGCGGGGCCGUGCUCGGCACCCCCGCGCAGCACCCCGUGCUCGCGCCGCUUCGCCCGCGCUCCGGCUUCUGUCCCCUCCGGCUGGCGGAGCCUGUCCCCCCCCCCCGCGCCUAGGGCAUGCUUUCAUUAUGUUUUAAUGAAUGUAGCACUGCGUAUAUCCUGCAAAGGGAAAUGCUGAAUUUAUAUCAUUAGAAUGUGAAGAGAGUUUAUAGAGUGAAAAGAAAUCUUGAAGAAAUGUAUCUGACAAAGUUUAUUUUUUAUGUAGAGAGGCGGUGCUUUGUAGUUCCUGGUGGCCUAUGUCUGUUGUAAAUAAUGUACAUUUAAUUUAUUGCUAUGGUAGCAGAUUGUAUUUGUUAUGUAUAAAACUAAAGGUUCACAAAUGUAUAUUUUGUUGCUUAAAUGUGUCUUUGCAAAAUUCACAAUAAAUAACAUAUUUUGUGUC